AUGUACGCCCCUACUCUCGCGUCUGAUGUGGUACAACUGCCUGAGGUCCAAGUGCUAAAUGAACCAGAAUCUUCUGUUGGGACGCUUCAGGUGCCUCCUCCUUUCGCACAGCACCAAUGGGAUACUAUAUUACGGCGACAAAGAUCGCGGCCGAAGGAUGGGAAAGGGGUCAAGUCUACUUCGAUGCCCUCAAUAUUCGUCAACCUCUCUAAUCUUUUCGAAUUCGCUGGCUGGGGCACCUUCGACAACCUUACCUUUGCUCCAGAGGAUCUGGCCCAUGGCAAAGCCAGCAUACAAGCCGUUCGGAGAGAUCGAAUUCUUGGCCAAUUCACUGCCAGCGCUAUUGCUGGGAAUGCUGUCCUUGGGAGUGUCUUUUAUGCACUACCCGCCGUGGUUGCCAUUUCGAGCGUAUACGCCCCCAUUUCCCUAUUCGUGGCGUGCCUGUCCAUGUUUCUCUGGAGGCCAAUUAUGGAAGAGCUUGGGUCUGCGUUGCCUAUAAAUGGCGCACCAUACACCUAUUUUAACAAUGUAGCCAACAAGAAGGCGGCUUUGAUUUGCGCAAGUAUACUUGUCUUAGACUUCCUUUCAACAGCGGUCGUGUCUGCAGCUACAGCAACGUCUUAUCUAUCGGGAGAAGUUGCAUUGCCAUUUCCAGCAUGGGUUGGGGCAGCGUUCAUCCUCGUCGUAUUCACCUUUCUCAGCCUAACCGGAGUCAGGGAGAGCGCGCGCUUAGCCCUCGCUAUGCUAUCUUUCCAUAUUUUGACUAUGAUUGUUCUUAUGAUCGCCGCUGCGGUUCACUGGGCUCAUACUGGAAAUGAGAUGCUCAGAGAUAACUGGAAUGCUGGUAAAGCAUCAUCAUCGAGCGGCAUGGCCCACCAGAUUUUCAACGGAGUCUGCUUGGGUGUAUUGGGCUUGACUGGUUUCGAAACCACCCCUUCGUACCUUGCCAAGAUGAAGACCAAUGUUUUCCCUCUUGUGCUACGGAACUUGCAUUACCCCGCGAUCCUAUUCAACGUGAUAUUAAUGACCUCCAUCCUCGCUAUUAUCCGUCUCCCAGAUAUUACCUCGGGAGCUAAUAUAUUGAGUCUCCUUGCUGACAAGGUUGGCGGCCCGUGGCUAAGAAUCUGGAUUGUCGUUGAUGCCAUGGUUGUUCUCUGUGGAGGCGUCCUCGCGGGAUUUGUGAGCUCCUGUCAGCUCUUCGAGCAACUAGCGCUUGAUCGUAUCCUACCUCAAUUUUAUUUACGGACCAUGCGCAUCACUUCUUCGCCGUAUAUCUCCAUCUUCACCUGUGCCAGUUUGUGUGCGCUUCUAUAUGCCAGUGCCGCAGCAGAUCUUUCUCUCCUCUCGAAGAUGUUCUCAUUCACCUUCUUGUGCACCAUGGCCACAUUCCCUUUCUGCUUAUUGUUGCUGAAGUUUCACCGCGGACGUCUACCUCGAACACCACAUACACCUUUGUUAUUGGUCUUUGUGACAAUGUCUGUUUCUGCAGUAUUGAUUGCUGGCAAUAUAGCCAUUGAUCCCACUACAGCUGGAUACUUUGCUCCCUAUUUCAUUGGCGUCUUUCUUAUUUUCUUGAUCACCCAGAAUAAGGCGGGAAUACUUCGCUUCGUCUUAUGGUUCUAUGACCAUCAUUCUAGGUUCCAUUCGUGGAAGCUCACAAAGGGCUGGGGUGCCAGAAUAAUUAACAUCAUUGCGACUAUGAAGCGCCAGCCAGUGUGUAUCUUGGUUAAGGGAGAUGAGAUCCAUAUCCUUUCCAGGAUGUUGAUUUACGCGUAUAGGAAUGAAGUGACAUCUUGUGUCAAGAUAAUUCAUUUCACCGAUAACGAGAAGGGGAUGCCUUCCGAAUUAGAAGCUAAUGCGAGGAUUCUAGACGAGGCGUUCCCACAGAUCACGAUUGACUUGGUAAUCGUUUACGCCCCGUUCAGCCCGGUUAGCGUGGCAACACUGGCGCAUCGCCUUAACAUUCCUCCAUCCCUCAUGUUUAUGGGAUGCCCCGGGAAGGACUCCCCAUACGAACUCUUCGAGUUUGGGACGCGGAUUAUCACUUCGUAG
Molecule: messenger RNA, 2052 nt
Organism: Pleurotus ostreatus (oyster mushroom)
Lineage: Eukaryota; Fungi; Basidiomycota; Agaricomycetes; Agaricales; Pleurotaceae
Exons: 13
Coding region: 1-2052 (683 amino acids)
Biological process (GO): transmembrane transport
Cellular component (GO): membrane
Molecular function (GO): transmembrane transporter activity
Source: RefSeq, a predicted model, not a curated record